Salvia hispanica is the source of this 712-nucleotide messenger RNA. NCBI's taxonomy places the organism in Eukaryota, Viridiplantae, Streptophyta, Magnoliopsida, Lamiales, Lamiaceae. The record is from RefSeq and is a predicted model, not a curated record.
UUCAGUUAUCUUUAACAAUCCACAUUACAAUAGUGGAUGAGAGAAGAAGAGAAUGGCAGUUGCAGCUCUUCCUACACUGAAAUACCAUCAUUCUCUCUCUCCAAGUUUUGUCAUUUUUGGAAAUAAUGCUCAAAGCAUGCCCAUUUCAAGGAACCGGAAAGCCCAAUUAAGUGGGAAGUCGCGCAAAAUAGUUGGAUGUUCAAGUAAUCCUUCAAGACCCUGUUUGCAAGAUGGGAUUUUGAGGAGGGAUUUGAUGUUCUUGGGCUUGUCCUCCUCUCUCUCUCUUGCUUUCCCAGUUUUAGGCGCUGGUGCGGAAGAGGAACUGAAAAUGGAUCUAUUUGUUGAUGAGACAAAUGCUUAUUCAUAUUUGUAUCCGAAAGCACUGCCUUCCGACAAAUUUGUCUUCAAAUGGGUGGAAUCUAGAAAACCGGAGCGUUAUUCAUCAGCUGCACCAUUGUCCCCUGAUGCUCGGCUUCGCAUUGUGUCUGAGAGGGUUGAUUUCAUUGAUAACCUCAUAAUUUCAGUUUCGAUAGGUCCCCUAAUCCAUUGUUCUUGAAAUCUAAUGACAAAAGCACGUGGAGUGCAAAAGACGUCGCUGAAUCUGUUUUAGCUGACAAGUCUGCACUGCGGGUAACUACAAGCCAACGGAUGGAUGAAAGUUCAAUCCUUGAUGCACAUUCUUCCACAGGCUGCUUGUGUUUUUCACUAAGGU